Molecule: messenger RNA, 582 nt
Organism: Durio zibethinus
Lineage: Eukaryota; Viridiplantae; Streptophyta; Magnoliopsida; Malvales; Malvaceae
Biological process (GO): nucleoside triphosphate catabolic process
Molecular function (GO): nucleoside triphosphate diphosphatase activity
Source: RefSeq, a predicted model, not a curated record
CGCCCUUUGAAAGCUAUAAAUUAGCUCCCUCUUCUAAACCAUAAGAAGCAAAAAGAAGUGAAGCAAGCAUGGGAGAAGAGAAAGAGAAUGCAGAAGAGAGGGUGGUUGACAUUAGUCUGAAGGAUCUAUCUAAAAAGCUUGAGGAAUUUGCCAGGGCCAGAGACUGGGAGAGGUACCACAGUCCUAGGAAUCUACUCCUUGCUAUGGUUGGAGAAGUAGGAGAGCUAUCAGAAAUUUUCCAGUGGAGAGGAGAGGUGGACAAAGGGUUGCCAAAUUGGGAGGAAUCAGAUAAGGAGCAUCUUGGAGAAGAACUGUCUGAUGUGCUGUUAUACCUCAUCAGGUUGUCUGAUAUUUGUGGCAUUGAUCUUGGUGAUGCUGCUAGCAAAAAACUUGUUAAGAAUUCAAUCAAAUACCCAGCCAAGGUUUUGUGAGACAACCACCUUUUUCUGCCAGAAUUUUUGUUCUGUUCAGCUUGAAAAAAACAAUUUGAUGCUAUCCUUUGCUUGAGAGAAUUUAGAAUAAACUAUUCUCUUUCCUUUCUGUUUUAGGCCAUUUAACUGUUACUAGCUUAUAAUAGUGCCA